AUGCAUAUCAACUUCGCUCACCUCUUCCACCGCGACCUGCUCCCCCUCCCCGCUGGCGCGAACGAUUCCGACACCAUCCUUGGCGGCGUUCACUUCAACCGUACCGUCCUCAACUUCUGGAACUACACCCUCUAUUCCAACGGCACCAUCUCCAACGGCUCGAAUUGCUUCCUUACAGAGCAACCUCAUACCCCCGUCUACCUGUUCCCGAAUGGCUCCUUCGUCAACUCGACAUGGUGCUACGACCCCGUCCGUACUAUCGGUCCCCGCGCAAAGGCCGGCGUGGGAAUUGGUGUGAUUUUCGCUGUCGCCCUAAUGCUCAUUCUCGCCUGCCUCAAGAAACACGGCAAACAAUAUCUGCCGACGGUCAAACGUUUCUAUCCCGUCGGAAAGAGAUGGCAGUGGUACUACGCCAUUCUCGUCUGCGUCACAGCCUUCAUCAGUCUCUUCACCACUAUUGAUGUCGAUCGCUUCUGGGUCGUCGGACUGCCCAUCAUCCUCAACAGCUUCUUCUGGUAUAUUAUGCAGCAGUUUACCAUGGCGCUGGUAUGGGAGGCCGUUCGUCACUGGGGCAGCUGGAGCGAGCGCCAAUUCAUCGAUCCGGAUCCGUUCUCCCUGCGCGAGGGUGACAAGCGGAGCAAAUUCGAGUUCUGGCUUCCGUUGUGGUAUUAUCUCUGGCUAUGGCUGAACUUCUUCCUCAUCAUCCCCCGCAACUGGGGCGAAAUCGAGAAACAGCGCUCCCCAGAUCAAACCGCCUCUCGCGCCGCCCCGAACGCAACCGACGUCCGCUUCAAAGUUGCUACCUUCUGCCUUGUCGUCUGCUGGCUCACCAUCAUUGUCUCCCUCCGACACUCGAUCCUACACUACUACCCUCGCAACCGGGGCAUCGUCAACAAGGCCCGCGGCUUCAUUCGCUACCUACCAUGGCGCUUUGUGCUAAUCGUCCCCCUCGCGGCCUGUCUCGUCGCCUACCAGGGACUAGUUUCGUUCAAAUGGGACUAUUCCGUCCUCAACACCAAAGCGAACCUGGGCGCCGUCUACGCCGGAGGCUACGGUCCGGCGCUGCUGAUUCUCUAUAUCCAAAUCAUAUACGGCUUCACCUCCCCGAACGAGGACAAGGAGCUCAUCCGCCAGCGUCGCGUACGCGGGGCCGAAAUCGACCGGGACAUGGGUUACGUCCCGAAGCCCGCGUGGUGGAAGCGCAUAAACAGAGACGACCACCUCGUCGGCAAGAUGUCCCUGCGUGACCGCAUCGCGCGCAACGUCCGCGAAGUGGGCGGCGGCAACGCAACGGCGCGCGGCGUACAACAAAACAUUGAUGCGCAGAAUGCCGAUCACGAGCAGGCGGACCGCGAAAUCGAGAUGGGCAACAUGGCCGGCAACAGCUCCACGUCCACCCCGGUACGGCCGGGCUUCGACGCCGCAAAGGGCUCGACGUUUUCCACGUACAGUGGCAAGUCGGACCGCCGUCGGCAGGAGCGGACUAUGAACGCCGCAGCCGAGCUUCUCUUCCCCAACUCGGGACCUGCUCGUGCGGACCGCUCGGCAGAGCUGAUGCAGGAUGGUCCCCCGCCGGCGUACAGUGACGUCCAGGCCAGGGGUAGACAGUCCGACAACAACUCGGUCAACUCCUUGACCCCCGGGCAGCGGAGCAACAGCACCAGCACCGCCGUCUCCUUGUCCCAGCAGCCCCAACAAGUGAAGAGCAUGCUGGAUGUGUAA
Messenger RNA from Colletotrichum truncatum, 1722 nucleotides. RefSeq lists its product as uncharacterized. The record is from RefSeq and is a predicted model, not a curated record. NCBI's taxonomy places the organism in Eukaryota, Fungi, Ascomycota, Sordariomycetes, Glomerellales, Glomerellaceae.